Molecule: messenger RNA, 1044 nt
Organism: Pediculus humanus corporis (human body louse)
Lineage: Eukaryota; Metazoa; Arthropoda; Insecta; Psocodea; Pediculidae
Exons: 1
Cellular component (GO): extracellular exosome
Source: RefSeq, a predicted model, not a curated record
CCAGAUGGAGAAGUAGAUCUAGAACGGGACUUUCGAGAACCACUUCUAGAGCGAUCGGAUCCUUUUGAAUUGCUUCGUGAUCUAUUUGAUCCUUUAGAACCACUUCGGGAACGUCUGGAUGCAGCAGACCCACUUCGAGAACGUUUCGAUGCAGCAGACCCACUUCGGGAACGUCUGGAUGCAGCAGACCCACUUCGUGAACGCUUCGAUGCAGCAGAACCACUUCUUGAACGUCUGGACACAGCUGAACCACUUCGUGAACGUUUCGAUCCAGCAGACCCACUUCGUGAACGUUUCGAUGCAGCAGAACCACUUCGAGAACGUUUCGAUCCAGCAGACCCACUUCGUGAACGUUUCGAUGCAGCAGAACCACUUCGAGAACGUUUCGAUCCAGCAGACCCACUUCUAGAACGUCUGGAUGCAGCGGAACCACUUCUAGAACGUCUAGACGCAGCAGAACCACUUCGGGAACGCCUGGACGCAGCAGAACCACUUCGUGAUCGUUUUGAUGCGGCAGAUCCACUUCGUGAACGUUUCGAUGCCGCGGAUCCACUUCGUGAACGCUUUGAUGCGGCAGAACCACUUCGGGAACGUUUCGAUGCCGCGGAUCCACUUCGUGAACGUUUUGAAGCAGCAGAUCCACUUCUUGAACGUUUUGAAGCAGCAGAUCCACUUCUUGACCGCCUAGAUGCAGGUGAACCAUUUCUUGAAUGUUUUGAUACAACUGAGCCACUUCUUGAUCGCCUAGAUGCAGCUGAACCACUUCGUGAACGUUUCGAUGCAGCAGAGCCACUUCUUGAUCUUCUAGAUGCAGGUGAACCGUUUCUUGAAUGUUUUGAUGCAGCUGAACCACUUCUUGAUCUUCUAGAUUUUGCUGAUUCGCUUUUUACAGAUGUAACAGAAUUACUCCUAGAUUUUCUUAAAUCGGGUGAUUUACUAUUAGAUUUUCUUGAAGUAUUUGAACCACUCCUGGACCUUCUAUUAUCUUGUUCCACAUUGCCGUUGUGUAAAUUCACAUUGCUGUCAUCACAAUUAUUUUCAUAA